AUGCAGCGAGAGGCGACUACGAGCGGAGAUACACCUCCCGAUGAACAGUCUAGAAAGAGGAAGAUAGACCGAGCCUGCGACUUCUGUAGGAAGAGGAAGAGUCGUUGUGACGGGGACAAGAUAUCUCGGAGGCCCUGCUCGAACUGUACACUCAAUAAUGCGAGUUGUACUUACCAGGAUACGAUCAAGCGGCAAGUCUUCAGCAAAGCCUACGUCGAAACUCUGGAACGGCGAAUAGAAACUCUGGAGCGCCGAAAUAAAGAGCUCGAGGACCUAUUGGGCGUUCAUCAGAUUGCGGCAACAGGGAACGGCGAAGUGGACGACCGACCCAGCUCAUCCACGACCAAUGCGACCAUCCAGCACACAAUCAAGUCAAUCGUCUCACAAGAACAACUGCGUAACAUGGCUUGCGCUAUGCUUCGCUUGGGCACCCAGGGCCACGAACCCGACUACGGAGUAACUGAGGGCACAGAGCAAGACGCUCUGGAAUAUAAUCCUCAGGACGACGAGCUGUCCACGCGCAUGCAGAAUGUUCAUAUCACGCGCUCAGUAUUCGACAGGUUUCUGGGCAAUAAAUUCCUCGGGAAAAGUAGCUCCGCAAAUCUCCUAUUGAAACUCAUCAGUCUCAAGAGGAUCGCCAAUGAGCCCUAUAGGAUCCCGACGACCUUUCUCGAGGGCCGUCGCGCAGAGUACUGGACUGCGAGACCCUGGGAACUCGCUCUCUUCUCUACGGAUCCUGCGCACUACACAUUUCCAGAUGACGACCUCAUGAACUCGCUUAUUGAUCUCUAUUUCGACAACGGACUGCGAGACUUGCAGCACCAUAGCGACCACCACUUUGGGUCCGUCGCGUUACUGUACUCGGACGAUCCGCGUGUUCUCUCGGAAGAAUAUGGCCGGGACAAACUUUCGAGGGGAUGGAAAUGGUUCUCCCAGGUGGAAAAGGCGCGUAAAACUGUCUUCGGUGGCCCAAACUUACUCGAGAUCCAAUCCUACUGCCAUAUAUGGACGCGGAUUGGUGUCGCCAUACGUUACAUCCAGGACGUCGGUGCGCAUCGGCGAAUGAGACAGCGUAAUCCGACUAUCACGGACGAGCUGUGGAUCCGUGCGGCUUGUCUUGCUAUCCGCUACCCAAUGGAUGUCGACGACGAAUACUGGCAUGACGCCAGCAAUCCGGAGCGCUCCUGGAGGCAGCCCAAAGGGAAGCCUUCGAAUGUGUCCUGCUUCAUCGCACAGAUGAAGCUCUCGCGGAUAGUAGAGAUGGCCGUGAGGACGCUUUACGGGACUAACAAGUAUGGGUCGCUUGCAGAGGCCUGGGGCGAGCAAGGCUGGGAUCGUGACAUCGUGCAGGAACUCGACUCUGCGCUCAACAAAUGGUUGGACGACAUCCCGGAGUUCUUGCGCUGGAAUCCGGAAGAGCCUGACCAUCGGGUCCUGAAGCAAGCGGCAUAUCUGCACUGCUCGUAUCGGCAGACCCAAAUCCUGAUCCAUCGCCCGUUCAUCACCGCUGCCAAGAAGUCGCCCCAACCUUCCCUGCCUUCCCUGACAAUCUGCACAACGGCGGCGAAAGCGUGCGCGCACGUCUUGGACAGACAGAGGCAGGUCACCGGCUCAGGGUCGUUCUAUAUAUCGUUCGCAGCAGCCAUAUCGGCCAUCGUGCUGCUCGUGGGCAUGUGGACCCGCGCGAAGCCACGGGCGAGCCGGGAGCAGCUCAGGGAGCUGAGCGACAUCCAACUUAUAUUGGACUACAUGAAGAGUAUGGAAGAUCGCUCAGCGACGGCCGGGCGGACGUGGGAUGUGCUCAACGAGCUUCGCUCGAUCGGAGAGACGCCGGAUUCGCUAUUGGGCAAGCGUCCGCGCGAUGGAGUGGAUGGAAUCUCGCUGGAAGACCCGUGGCCCUUGCCGGCGUCAAGGCAAGAAAGCUCGGGGCUCGCUCACACGAGCGCGUCGGAUCCUCCGCCAAUCUCGUCGAUGGGAGGGACGGACGAAGCUCCCUCGACGCUAGCAAACGACGUGAAUGCCAGCGGCAUGUCUUCGUGGUUUUCGGCCACUGCGAGCGGACCCGGGGGUAGCGCGAAUGACGCGACCUUUGACCCGCUUGCUUCGUGGUCAUUCGAAAGCACUGGACCGUUGUCUGACCAGGACGUCGCUCCCUUAUAUGGCAUGCCUACCGACGGUGCACCGCACGGGUUGGACCAGGACAGUAUGGCAAUCUGGUCGUCCUUGCCGCCUGCCUUCGAUCCGAACGAUUGGUUGACGUACCUCGCGGGGCUAGAAGAGGCGGCAAAUGAACCAUUUAUGGGCGGGCCAACUCCAUACGCAGACCCGGACGUGCCGCAGGGUAGUCAGUCGGGAUACUCGAUAUAACAUUCGCAACGUCCCACGCGAGCCAGUGCUGUUGACACACGCAGACUACCUCACCUCGCUAAUCUCACUUUACCGCACCUCAUCGCGAUAUGCCCACCUAGAGACCUGUUCCGAGUCAUGACGAUACUAUCGUGUACACUAGCUAGAAAUCAAUGAUAUAUCACUUCGUGCGAG
Schizophyllum commune H4-8 is the source of this 2541-nucleotide messenger RNA. RefSeq lists its product as uncharacterized. The transcript is spliced from 16 exons. Gene Ontology annotation, biological process: regulation of DNA-templated transcription. The coding region runs from base 1 to 2367 and encodes 788 amino acids. The record is from RefSeq and is a predicted model, not a curated record. NCBI's taxonomy places the organism in Eukaryota, Fungi, Basidiomycota, Agaricomycetes, Agaricales, Schizophyllaceae. Gene Ontology annotation, molecular function: zinc ion binding; DNA-binding transcription factor activity, RNA polymerase II-specific.